AUGUCGUCUUUUCUGAGGUGUUUUCUAUUGCUCACACUUGUCAAUUUUCUCGCAGCCGCACAAUCGUCUCGACAGCGAAACGGCGGUCUCGUCAGAUGUCAGAAAGAAAUCGGAAGCUCCGUUAGUUCGUGUCAAGGAAAAUAUUGUUACAAAAUGCAUACACCUGAUGACACAACUAGAGAUGGAAUUGUGAAGAAGGGAUGUAUGAAUGCAGCUGAUGCACAGACAGAAGUUGGAAAAUGCACUCGACGUCCAUUAGAGGAAGGAGGUUCUGAACUGAUGUGUGUCUGCAAUGAAAGAGAUUUCUGCAAUUCUUCAGUCGUCAGUAUGUCUACUUCAGUACUAUUAGGAAUCUUCAGUUUGGCCAUUGCACUUCUUCUUUAA
This is a messenger RNA of Caenorhabditis remanei, 384 nucleotides long. RefSeq lists its product as uncharacterized. The record is from RefSeq and is a predicted model, not a curated record. Gene Ontology annotation, cellular component: membrane. Gene Ontology annotation, molecular function: transmembrane receptor protein serine/threonine kinase activity. Bases 1 to 384 code for a protein of 127 amino acids. NCBI's taxonomy places the organism in Eukaryota, Metazoa, Nematoda, Chromadorea, Rhabditida, Rhabditidae. The transcript has 4 exons.